UUACCACAGGUGAAGAAACCGAGCAAAUUUUCAGCUAUAUGUCGCGGUACAACAGUACCACCAAAAACAUGUUGAAAGCCGAGCGUGAAGAAGAACUUAGUGAAUCUUCAUUUUUUUGGAACCAACGUAAACAUGACUCUUUAGCUCGUGUUCUAGCUUCAAGAUUUUGUAAGGCAAAAGAAGCUGCAGAGUUAAUAAGAAAGGAGUUAGCUGACUUAUCUCUUGAUGAAAAACAACUUCUCAUCUGGAUUGCAGAGUUAACCAACUUAGCCCAGAGUUUAAAUAAAAGAUCAGUUUCUCAAAAUGAUGUUCAAAAGGGGAUAGAGUUAGUAUGUGACUCAAUUAGAACCAAGAAAUCCCACAUAUCCAGUGUAGCAGUUUCAAGCAAAAUGAGAUCACGAUACCGUGCAAAGAUUGAAGCAGACAAGAAAAAGUUGAGGGAACUGAUAGCGGUCAACAAUGAAGACAAUACAGAAAAACUUAGUGUGGACAUUGAUGAAGAGGGCAACUUUCCAUGGUAUAAUGACACUCCUCAACCAACUGAUAAUGUUACUCUUCAAGACAAGAGAAAUGCUGCAGAAAAGCUGCAUAUGUACAACAGGACUAUGGAAGAACAAAAUGUCAUUCAACUGGAAAUGAAAAGUUACUUGGAUUUCUACAGAAAAAAGCUUGAGAUAACACAAAGACUAGAUGAUGUACAAAACAAAAGUGCUCCACCCUCUUGGAUAAUUGAAGAACAGGGUAAAUACUCAAUAAAGAAGUCAUCAUUCCAGCAUGUAACCAGUGGACUUACGGCCCUCUUGCUAAAUAUGAAAAAAUUGUAUCAAAUUAAACUAUUUGAGGCAACUAACCUGUUUUCUGAAGACAGGGAAGUAGAGUACAACAAAUUUCAAACAGACAGUCAAGAUUCCGAGGAUUCCGAGACCGACAGUGACAACAGUGUAGUCAGUAUUGAGUCACAGACUGACAACGAAGAAAUGGAAGAAACACUCUUCCCUUUGAUUUGAGUAGCUUUAAGUAGCAAAGCAAAGAGAAAAUAACAAGUAUUCUCUACCCCUGGGUUGGCAAAUGUUCUUUGCCCAAAUCAUCGUCAUGUUAAUUUUGCAUCCCUAUGUUGCUCAAGAAAGAUUUGUUUUCAAAUUAGUUUUUAUUUUUAUUAAUUACCCUCAAAGUUUUGUUUAGUUUAGAAAUGCUUAUUAAAUAAAUUGUAGUUGUAGU
Molecule: messenger RNA, 1218 nt
Organism: Procambarus clarkii (red swamp crayfish)
Lineage: Eukaryota; Metazoa; Arthropoda; Malacostraca; Decapoda; Cambaridae
Source: RefSeq, a predicted model, not a curated record